This is a messenger RNA of Plasmodium falciparum 3D7, 1314 nucleotides long. RefSeq names its product endonuclease III domain-containing protein (gene NTHL1). The record is from RefSeq and is a predicted model, not a curated record. Lineage: Eukaryota; Apicomplexa; Aconoidasida; Haemosporida; Plasmodiidae.
AUGAAGUUAUUUCCCUAUCUUAACAAAAUAUGCUUAUUGAACUUAUAUUUUAUAAAGAUGGAAAAACCAUCAAUAUAUUUUAUGAAUAAUAAAAUAAAAAAAAUACAAAUACAAUAUGAAGAAAGAGAAAAUAAUGCUCCUAUGAAAAAUUUUAUGUUAGAUGAAAAAAAAGAAAAUUAUGAUAUAACAUAUAAAAUUAAUAUAAAAAAUGAACAAACUUCUUAUCCUUCAAACGAUGAUAUAAAAUCACAUUGCCAAGAUAAACCAGAUGAAGGAAAUGUAUAUAAAAAUAUUAAUUUAACAAAAAAAGGAAAUAAAAAAGAACAUAUGAACGAUUCAUUAUUAAAUAAAAGAAAGGUUAAAACAGAAUAUGUAAUAAAACAAAAACAAAUGAAAAGAGAAAAAGAACAAACAGUAUUGGAAGAGGGUAUUAAACAUGUGCAUGAGUUAAAGAAAAGGAAAAAUAAGAAUGUUAAAAGUGAUAAAAUAAAAAUAGAUGAAAAAGGUGUAGAUAAAAAAUUUAUAGAUGAAAAAGGUGUAGAUAAAAAAUUUAUAGAUGAAAAAGGUGUAGAUAAAAAAAUUAUAGAUGAAAAAAAUGUCGAAUUUAAAAGGGCACAUUUUUUGUUAACAUAUAAUAAAUUAAAAGAAAUGAGAAAAGAUAUCAUUGCUCCUGUAGAUAAAUAUGGUUGUGAUAAAUUAAGUGAAAAAACAAACGACAUGAAAGUAUUCAGAUUUCAAACAUUAAUUUCGUGUAUGCUCUCAUCAAGAACAAAAGAUGAAGUGACUGCUAUGGUAAUGGACAAAUUAAAAAAACACGGAUUAACUGUUCAUAAUAUUUUAAAUACAACAGAAGAACAAUUGAAAAAAUUAAUUUAUGGAAUUGGAUUUUAUAAUGUAAAAGCGAAACAGAUUUUGCAAAUCUGUCAUAUUUUAAAAAAUAAAUAUAAUUCAGAUAUUCCACAUACGUAUGAAGAAUUAAAAAAAUUACCAGGUAUAGGAGAAAAAAUUGCACAACUCAUUUUACAAACAGCAUUAAAUAAACAUGAAGGAAUAGCAGUGGACAUACAUGUACACAGAAUAGCUAACCGACUAAAUUGGGUAAAUUCUAAAAAUGAACUAGAUACACAAAUGAAAUUAAAAAGUUAUGUACAGAAGGAAUUGUGGUCAGAAAUAAAUCACGUUUUGGUGGGCUUUGGUCAGGUUAUUUGUAAGGGAAAAAAACCUUUGUGUGAAAAAUGCACACUUACAAACAAAUGUCAGUAUUAUCAAGAUACCUCAACGAAACAGGAAAAUAAAUCAAAUGAAUAUAUAUAA